Gasterosteus aculeatus aculeatus (three-spined stickleback) is the source of this 1881-nucleotide messenger RNA. Lineage: Eukaryota; Metazoa; Chordata; Actinopteri; Perciformes; Gasterosteidae. The record is from RefSeq and is a predicted model, not a curated record.
UGUAACGUCGCCGCCCUUCAAGGUUCAAGGAAAAGCGUCGCUCGGUCAGUCGCCAUCUGACAAGGAUGCAUUUCGUGGAUUUUGUGUCCGGAUCGUUUGCAGGAGCGUGUGGCGUGGCAGUGGGUUACCCUCUGGACACUGUGAAGGUACACCAACCCCAUCCGCGAACACGACGUCGUCACAGUGUCCCGUCUCAUGCGUCCACGUCUCGCCGGUUGUCUCCCGCAGGUCCGGGUGCAAACGCAGAGGCAGUUCACCGGGAUAUGGCAGUGCGUGGCUGUGACGUUUUCCAAAGAAGGGGUAAGAACAGGUGCACGGCUUCUUCAAAGGAAUGACCUUGCCCCUGACCACCAUCACUCUGACGUCCUCGGUGGUGUUCGGCACGUACAGGAACUGCCUGCAGUGUCUGAGUCAGGCGCGCGGAGCUUGUUCCGGUCCGAGCGGCAAGCUGGAUGUCUUCCUGUCUGGCAUGGCGGCGGGAGUGGCUCAGACAUCCGUGAUGGCGCCGGGCGACAUCGUGAAAGUGCGUCUGCAGUGUCAGACGCAGCCGAAGCAAGGAGGAGGAGGAGGAGGAGGAGGCAUCACUUUCAAACCCAAGUACCGAGGUCCAGUCCACUGUCUUCUUAGCAUUGUCCGGGAGGAGGGCUUCAGGGGUCUCUACAGAGGAGCGCUGCCACUGAUGCUGAGGGACUCCAUGUCGUUCGCCACCUACUUCCUGACCUACGCCACGGUGUGUGAAUUGCUGACCGAGACCGGCAAGAAAAGGCCGAGCCAAACUGUUUGCUCUCCCUCUCGACGUUACUUCAGGCUGGAGCGGCGUGAUGCUGGCCGGCGGCGUGUCGGGAGUGGUGGGCUGGACGUUGGGCACGCCGAUGGACGUGAUCAAAUCUCGCCUGCAGAUGGACGGCGAGCUGGGGACGAGGAGGUACAAGGGCUUCUUUCACUGCAUCGCGGACACGGCGAGGACGGACGGCGCCGGCGUGUUCUUCAAGAGCCUCGGCAUCAACUGGUUGCGAGCGUUCCCCGUCAACAUGGUGGUGUUUGUCGCGUACGAGGGGCUCAGCGGUCUUCUCCGAGGCGGAGACGCGCACGCCGACCCUCCUCCUGUUUAGGGGGGGGACUCGUCUGCUGUUAGUGGAGGCGCCGGUCCGUACACGGAAACGGGCAAAGACAUUUGGGACGGAAAAAGGGGCGGGUGCUGUGACUUCACAGAGCGAUUGGGUUUAACAUUUAGCCGGGUUGUGUCGCGUGUCCUAUAUGGGGCUCCCAUAAUGCAGCGCUGCCCACCGUUCACCACUAGAGGGCCUCGCAGGCCCACUUUUUACAGCUUCUGCUUCCUUAUUCUCGCUGCAUUCUUAAGACCAGACGUUUUUCCCGAGAAGAGCUUCCAGACUUUAAUUUAUGAUGUAACACAUAAUGUUGUCAUAUUUUGACAGAUGAACUGUGUGAACCGCGUGUGCGUGUCGCUAUUGCACACAACAAAUGUUACUGCUGUUAUGAACAAACCUGAUCAAGGCGACUUGCGUCCGUCAGUUGUUUGAUUCACGUUACAACUUCUACAUAUCUAGUGCUGUUACCGAGUGCUGUUCUGCAGGUGAAGGUUGGCUCCUCAGAGUGGGGGGGGGGGGUCUCUCUCAAUCAGGGUUUCUUUUCCAAAAUGUACAUUGUGCUUUGUGUAUCAGGCCCCUUUUGCAGGAUAUCACGGCGCAGUGAACUCUGCUUCAAAACGAAUUUAUGGUCCCGUUUCAUUCGGUGUGUCACAGUGAUUCCUUCCUGGAACGAGGCCGUAACUAAGGUCAUUAUUUACACUUGGGUUCAUUCAGCGACAACAUGAAAAUGCAUAAUGUGCCUUCUGCAAUAAAGGAAUACACAAAAAAAACA